Molecule: messenger RNA, 1176 nt
Organism: Diuraphis noxia (Russian wheat aphid)
Lineage: Eukaryota; Metazoa; Arthropoda; Insecta; Hemiptera; Aphididae
Product: glycosyltransferase 25 family member
Molecular function (GO): procollagen galactosyltransferase activity
Source: RefSeq, a predicted model, not a curated record
ACAACUUAUGAAGGUUUAGACRAAGUGUUGGUUUUAGAAGACGACGCGAGAUUUGAACCGUAUUUCCGUUUCAAAUUAAAAAUGGUUUUGAACGAAUUGAGGCGCUUAAAAGUUUCUUGGGAUUUAGUUUACAUUGGCCGAAAAUCGUUAAACGACAACAACGAAAGCUGGUUGGAGAACUCGAAACUGCUAGUGCGGCCUGGCUAUUCGUAUUGGACACUUGGAUAUUUGUUAAGCGGRCGUGGUGCGAAGAAACUGUUAGACGCCAACCCGUUAAAGAAAUUGCUGCCAGUGGACGAAUUUCUCCCAAUUAUGUUUAACCAACAUCCCCAGGUCGAAUGGUUGGAACAGUUCGACGAACGUAACUUAAUCGCGUUGUCUGCGUCUCCUCUGCUCAUCUAUCCCAUCCGUUAUACGUCUGACGAAGGUUACAUUAGCGACACCGAAGACUCCGUGACCGUGCAGGUGACGAACGACGAGYCUGCGUCCGAACGAAAAGAAAUCAAAGAAGAUUUAUGAUCUGCGUGCUAUUAUUUUUUUUUUAAAUUAUUACUAUCAUAAAUAUUGAAUAACCUGUUAUCAAAAUCUGUUACGUGUCAUAUCAUAUUUUUAUAUUCGUUAAGAUUUUUAUUUUUAUACUUUUAACCAUUAAUCGUUAUGAUUUAUAAUAUUACAACAUCGUUAGGUAUAUUAUAAUAUAAUAUGUAUAUUGUAUGUUAUCAUUUGGAAACGAAUUCGGCAAACACAUUAUCAUAUGUAGGUGAAAACCGCAAUAAUAUUCCCAUCGUUCAUUCGCAAUUUAGCACUGACGCGUUCCUGUAGAAAACUUACUUUCACUGAAGUUGUGGCUCCAGCGUAGUUUUAGUAAGAGUGAGAAAGGGAACUAUGCCGAGAUGCUUUAUAAGACCAAAACAAAAAAGAAACGUGUAAACCAAAARUAAACUUAAAGGUACUUUGAACUUUUCGCACGAACCUUUGAAUACAGYCACAGUUGGAGAAGACGGGAGGUGAAAAAGUUUUUUUUUUAAAGAAAGUUAUCAACGUUGUUGAUUCSAUCAUAAUGGCCAAAACAUAUUUUACUCGUUUUAUUUGAUUUAGACACGAUAGCCAUUCCAUUACUUUAUGAAUUAUGAUUGAUUAAAAAUGUAUUUUUAUACUAUGUUAGGUACAUUUAUA